Molecule: messenger RNA, 2760 nt
Organism: Vespa crabro (European hornet)
Lineage: Eukaryota; Metazoa; Arthropoda; Insecta; Hymenoptera; Vespidae
Exons: 3
Coding region: 305-745 (146 amino acids)
Biological process (GO): sleep; positive regulation of voltage-gated potassium channel activity; regulation of synaptic transmission, cholinergic
Source: RefSeq, a predicted model, not a curated record
AACGAUAGCAAUCCUCGACAGUGCUUUUCCAGCUCUCGAGGUCGAAUGAUCGGUCUUUUUAAAACCUAAGUUAAAAUAUAUCUUCUUCUCUCUAUCUAAAACUCUUUCAUAUUCAGAGUGAUCCGAAUCGUUGAUCGUUUAGUAUCUCGUACUGUCUUAUCAGAAAGUAAAAAGAUUAAAAAAAGAAGAAAAAAAAUUAAGUAAACAAAAAAGAAAUAAAAAAAGGAAAAAAUAAUAAAAAUAUAAAAAUAAAAAAGUGAAAAGAGAGAAUUCGAUCGGAAAGAAAUUUGAUUGAAUUCUCAUAAUGAAGCUAAUCUUUCUUUUAUUCUGUGCCAUCGUUCUUCUUCUUGGAUAUCAUGGUGCCAAUGCUAUCCAGUGUUACGUAUGUAACAGCAAUGACGACAGCCGAUGCGCAGACGAUAUUCCACCGGAUGCAUUGAAAAAAGAUUGUGGUGAACUGAAGGAUGGUCCGAAGUUUACAAUGUGUCGAAAAAUUACUCAAGUCAUUGAGUUCAGCGUUAAUGGACUGCCAGCGAAUACCCGAGUGAUACGUAGUUGUGGUUGGAUCGAAUCGACUUAUAAAGGUCGAUGUUAUCAAAGAAGUGGUUUCGGUGGUCGACAAGAAGUUUGUUCAUGCUUGGAUGAUUAUUGUAACGGUGCGACGACAGGUGUCGAUCAACCACCGAAAACAUUUAUCUUAUCUUGUGCUCUUGGUGCCAUUCUUCUUGCAAUUGCACGCAAUUAGGCCAAGAAAUACGACGUGACCCUUCAUCGAUGCCUCAUUCUGAGUUUUAUCAGCACCACGACAUAAACGACGACGACGACGAUGAUGAGACGAUGACCAACGAUGGAACUUCGCAUGAUAAAUUUUCAACAUCUCCAUCAGUUUGAUAAAACGACAAUGAUGACGAUGAUGAUAAUGAUAAAAAUAAAGAUCAAGUGUGGGAAAAGAAAAACAAAAAGAAAAGAGAAGGAAAAAAUUUUGCUGAAUAUCAUCAAAGAAAAAAAAGAAAAAGAAAGUUUCUUUGAAGAAAAAUUAAAGAAAAAAAAAUAAAAGAAAAAAUAAAUAAUGGUAAAAAUGAUAGCAUAAUUUUUAACGCGAUCGUCAACCAUUUUUCCACCAUUAUUAUAAAAUGAGAAUUCGUAAGAAAAAAAUCAGAAAAGAAAGGAAAACUGAAAUAAUAAUAAUAGUAAUAAUAAUAAUAAUAAUAAUAAUAAUAAUAAUAAUAAUAAUAAUAAUAAUAAUAAUAAUAAUAAUAAUAAUAAUAAUAAUAAUAAUAAUAAUAACAAUUGUGCGAUGUUUCCUUUUCGUCUUUUCUACUCGUCGAAGGGCCGUUGUUUCUAGAUUUAUUAAAACGUGUACGGUCGUUCCGAGGUCCUAUGAAGCUCAUAAUAGAAAAGGAAAGAAAAGAAGAAAAAAAAAUAAAGAAAGAAAAAGAUAAAAAAGAAAACAAGAAAGGAAGUGAGAUAUCAAGGACGAAGAGAGAACGAAGCUCUAGACAUUUCGCGUACUAUGGUUUUGCGAGAGAAUAAUGAGAAUAUGUUUUUCUUUAUUCGUCUCAAUAGCGCCGAAUAUUCGUGUGAUUUUAGAUUAAACGUUUGACUCAACAGCUCGACGUAGCAAAUAAUAUAAACAAACACACACAUACAGGCAUAUGCAUACAAACACAUUUAUGUAUGAUUGUUAUCUUUAUAAUCUUUUUUUUAUGCUUUUCUUUGUUCUUCUGUUAAAUAAUCUUAUAAAGAGAGAGAGAGAGAGAGAGAGAGAGAGAGAGAAUGUGUGUGUAAAAGAGUAUGAGGGAGAAAGGGUGAAAGAGAGAGAGAGAGAGAGAGAGAGAGGAAGAGAGGAAGAUACAAAAAUAUCUCGAAUUCAUUUUCUAGCACAAUAAUUCUCAUUUUAAAUCAAAUUAUUUGUAUAACACAAAAAAAUAUUUUAUUCAACAAUUUGAUCUCUCUAAUUUCUAAUCCUUGAAUAAAAUAAAGCAAUGAAAAGAUUCUAUCGUAUAUAAAAAAAGCUACAAAUUUUAUUAUUGUAAUGUACAAAAAUUGUAUUAUUGAUGACGUAUUUUUUCUCCAAGGUUAUAUGUCAAAAACAGAGAAGCAACAAAUUAUUUGUAUGGAGUACCUAAGUAAAAUAAGUUGUUACAUUGUAUCAUACAUAUAAAUGAAUAGACACACACACACACACACACACACACACACAUAUAUAUAUACAUACAUAACUUACAUAAACUGUGUUCAUUCAAGAAAUUUUAUUGCGUAGAGAGCUUUAAUAAUAAAGAAAGAGAGUGAGAGUGAUAGAGAAUGAAAGGGAAAGCGUAUCAUCUUAUCAAGUUCGGACUUUUGAAAUCUAUAUGUCCGAUGUUAGUAUCGAUACGUUUUUAAUUACGAAAGUAAGAUAGAAAUUUAAUAUAUAAUAAUAAUAAUAUAUAUACAUAAUGGGAGAUAUUAUAUAUAAGGAACGUUAAACGUAUUCCAAUCCAUCUCAAAUCCACGAUUAAACAAUUGCGAUGAACGAUUUGCGCACGUUAAUUUGAUUAGCACUUUAAUUAAUAUCAUUAUCUCUUGUUAAGAAUUUUUACAUUCGACCGAUCGAAUCGAUUUGAUUUUAUUCGAUUCGAUUCGACCCAAUUAAUCGAUCGAUCGUUCUUAUUAAUUACAUUUAUUUCACCCCUUUUUUUUUGUAGAAAAAAAAUUAUCGUCGACGUUCACAUGUAUUUUAUCGCAUCUUGUUAAUUUUAAUAAAAAUCUACAAGCAGA